AUGGCAACCGAGGGGAGCUCCGAGGAAGUUCCGUGGAGGCGGGCUCAAAGAGACAUACAUGAUGCUAAUUUGGAAGUUGAAAAGAACUCGAAUCCUAUUACGACUCCCGGGGGAACUCCUAUUCUAAGGAGAGUUUGCAACUCUCUUUCCAACAACCGUGAAGAUGAGGAUGAAGUGGCAAAGGGUGUUAGUGGUAAUGGUGGGUCUCCUACUCAGAUUGAAAUGCCUUUGCCACCACUGGCUCCGAGCUCAAACCAAGUUUUGAAGAGGAACCGGGUUGGGUCGACUCAAGAGGGUGGGCGUUUAGAGGUUGUGCUUUCUCCAGUUUCCAUUACUAGCUGUGAUAAUGGUCGAACGACAGUGACUGAACAUGAGGAUUUUAGGCGCUUUGUUCAAAGUUCUUGGGCAGCCCCAAUCCGUGGUUCCCCUCUCUUUGUGGUGACUAGUAAAUUGAAGCGCUUAAAAGGUCCAAUUCGGGAGUGGGCAAGGGGGUUUUUCCCACACAUUGAUCAGGAGGCAAGAAAGGAUUAUGACAAAGCGGUACUGCUUCAAGAGAAGCUGUGGAGUGAGAAGGCUAGGGAUAAGUGGGUAAAAAGAACGAGAAACCUCAUUCGAGAAAUCAAAAAGGAAGAUAGAUCAGUGUUGACAGAUCCUAGCGCAAUUGGCAAUCACUUUGAGAAUAUUUUUAAAAGAGGAGUGUCCAUCAAGAAUGCUGAUUUGAUUUUGGUAAUCCCACCCCUGGUUAUGGAUGUUGAUAAUGCAAUGCUAGCAAAGAUUCCAUCUCAAGAGGAGAUAAGAGCUGCCGUCUUUGAUUUGGAUCCUACUAGUGCGCCAGACCCUGAUGGGUUCCUAGGCGCAUUUUUCAGAGUUUGUUGGGAUAUAGUAGGCAUCGAUGUUUGUCGAGGAAUUCAGAAUUUUUUCCGAGAAGGGGUAGUUACAAAGGGGAUUAACUGCGCUUUCUUAAGUCUAGUUCCAAAGAUUGAGAAUGCUAAUAAGGUGGGUCAGUUCCGACCAAUUUGUUUGGGAAACUUUGUGUUCAAGUUGAUCCCUAAAAUUAUGGCAACCCAUUUGUCAUCCAUUCUGCAUAAAUUGAUAUCGGCGGAACAAGAAGUUUCUCAGAAGGGCAAGAUGAUCUUUGAGAAUAUUGGGGUUGCCUCAGAGUUAACUGGCCUGAUGGCUACAAAAUGCAGAGGUGGAGGUCUUGGUAUGAAACUGAACACUCAAAAAACAUUUGAUACCCUUGAGUGGGGAUAUCUGUUUGAUGUUCUCAAAGCUUUCGGUUUCUCUAAUUUGUGGAUUUCUUGGGUGCAUCAGAUUCUUCUCACAACAAGGAUCUCAGUUUUGAUAAACGGCGGUCCAGUUGGUUUCCUUGGGGUUGAAAGGGAGUUAAGGCAGGGUGACCUACUUUCACCUCUCUUAUUUAUUCUGUCAGAAGAAGUCCUAUGCAGAGGCCUUAGUGCAUUGCGCAAUUCGGAUAUUAGGAGUGUGAAGCGGAUCAAAUAUUUCUUAGAGGCUUAUGGAGGUUACUCAGGUCAAAUACCUUUUUGCACGUUCCCAACGAGGUAUUUGGGGCUAGAGCUGAUGAAAGGGAGAGUGAAAUCUGAAGCUAUUUUGCCUCUGGUUGAUCAAUUCAAGAAACGACUUUCUACUGGGAAGGGUCUCCUGUCUAUGGCUAGGCGGGUUGAGUUGGUAAGAUCUGUGAUGAGUAGCGUACCCAUUCACAAUUUUUCAGUUUACCUCUGGCUUGCUUCAACUAUUGGGACCAUGGAGAGAUGGAUUCAAAAUUUUAUUUGGUCAGUGUGGGAUAUAGUUCAAUCGGCAGAGCGCUGGGCAGUAAGGGAUGGAGCUACAAUUCGGUUCUGGUAUGACAAAUGGAUAGGAGAUCAGUGCAUUGAAGAUAUUUUACAACCCUUCCAGAUUCCUCGCAAUCUCACUGCUAUAGUUUCUGAUUUUUUGGAGGGGGAGAGUUGGGUGUUUCCUCAAGUCACGAAUCCUGCCCUUCAUGAAGUGCUUUCAAAUAUACAGGAUAUGGGUAUCGCUGUCUCUGGAGUGGCAGAUACUCGGUUUUGGGCACACACAAAGUCAGGGCUAUUUUCGGUGCAGUCUGCUUAG
Messenger RNA from Telopea speciosissima, 2112 nucleotides. RefSeq lists its product as uncharacterized. The record is from RefSeq and is a predicted model, not a curated record. The transcript has 8 exons. Lineage: Eukaryota; Viridiplantae; Streptophyta; Magnoliopsida; Proteales; Proteaceae. The coding region runs from base 1 to 2112 and encodes 703 amino acids.